Molecule: messenger RNA, 1545 nt
Organism: Emys orbicularis (European pond turtle)
Lineage: Eukaryota; Metazoa; Chordata; Testudines; Emydidae
Gene: LMAN1
Product: lectin, mannose binding 1
Exons: 13
Coding region: 1-1545 (514 amino acids)
Biological process (GO): endoplasmic reticulum to Golgi vesicle-mediated transport
Cellular component (GO): COPII-coated ER to Golgi transport vesicle; endoplasmic reticulum-Golgi intermediate compartment; endoplasmic reticulum membrane
Molecular function (GO): D-mannose binding
Source: RefSeq, a predicted model, not a curated record
AUGGCGGUCUCCAUGCAGCGGGGCUGCCUGGUUGGGGGGAACGUACUUUGGGCCGCGUUGCUUUGCCUGGGCUGCCGCCUGCUCCUCCCCGCCGGGGCCAGCAGCCUGGGGGUCGCGGGAGGGGCCGCUGCCCAGCCGCACCGCCGCUUCGAGUACAAGUACAGCUUCAAGGGGCCGCACCUGGUGCAGGGGGACGGGUCGGUGCCGUUCUGGGUCCACACGGGCAAUGCCAUACCUAGUGCAGAUCAGAUUCGAAUAACUCCAUCUUUAAAAAGCCAGAGAGGAUCAGUGUGGACAAAAACCAAGUCUAUAUUUGAAUACUGGGAGGUUGAGGUGACAUUUCGAGUGACAGGGAGAGGCCGGAUUGGAGCUGAUGGACUAGCAAUCUGGUUUACUGAAGGUCAAGGCUUAGAAGGUCCGGUUUUUGGGGCAGCUGAUACUUGGAAUGGUGUUGGCAUUUUCUUUGACUCUUUUGACAAUGAUGGAAAGAAAAACAAUCCAUCAAUAAUUGUUGUAGGCAACAAUGGAAAACUCCUUUAUGACCAUCAGAAUGAUGGUUCCACACAAGCAUUGGCAUCUUGUCAGAGAGAUUUUCGUAACAAGCCCUAUCCUGUCCGAGCAAAGAUUACAUAUUACCAAAAAACACUAACUGUAAUGAUUAACAAUGGCUUUACUCCAGAUAAAGAAGACUAUGAAUUUUGUGGUAAAGUAGAAAAUAUGGUACUACCAUCGCAAGGGUACUUUGGAAUAUCUGCAGCAACAGGGGGACUUGCAGAUGACCACGAUGUACUGUCUUUCCUAACUUUCCAGUUGACUGAGCCUGGGAAAGAAGCACCUAUUCCAGAUGCAGAAAUUCCCGAGAAGGAUAAAGAGAAAUAUCAAGAGGAGUUUGAGCAUUUUCAACAAGAAUUGGAUAAAAAGAAGGAAGAAUUUCAGAAGGAUCAUCCUGACAUGCAAGGGCAGCCAGCGGAUGAUUUCUAUGAAACUGUAAGUGAUCGUGAAUUGAGACAAAUCUUUGAAGGGCAGAAUCGAAUUCAUCUUGAAAUCAAGCAGCUUAAUAGGCAGUUGGACAUGAUUCUCGAUGAGCAGAGGAGGUACGUCUCUGCAGUAACAGAAGAGAUUACCAAAAGAGGAGCUGGUAUUCCAGGCCAACAAGGACAGGUCUCCCAACAAGAGCUUGACACUAUUGUGAAAACUCAAGAGGAGGUCCUCAGACAAGUGAAUGAAAUGAGAAAUUCCAUGGGUGACACUCUGAGGUUGGUCAGUGGAGUUCAGCACCCUGGCUCUGCAGGAGGACUCUAUGAAACAACUCAGCACUUCAAUGACAUCAAAGAGCAUCUUCAUAUAGUAAAGAGGGACAUCGAGCAUUUAGUACAGCGAAAUAUGCCAUCAAAUGAGAAACCAAAGUGUCCAGAAUUACCACCGUUUCCAUCAUGCCUAUCUACAACUCACUUCUUCAUUUUUGUAGCAGUUCAAACAGUGUUAUUCAUCGGUUAUAUCAUGUAUAGGAGUCAGCAAGAAGCAGCAGCUAAAAAGUUCUUUUGA